This is a messenger RNA of Gigantopelta aegis, 1259 nucleotides long. Its product is annotated as 4-nitrophenylphosphatase-like. The transcript has a single exon. Gene Ontology annotation, molecular function: phosphatase activity. Lineage: Eukaryota; Metazoa; Mollusca; Gastropoda; Neomphalida; Peltospiridae. Gene Ontology annotation, cellular component: cytoplasm. Bases 113 to 1192 code for a protein of 359 amino acids. The record is from RefSeq and is a predicted model, not a curated record.
UUGGUCGACAGCUGUCAAUAGGCGUAUUGAUUCAUGGCGUUUUGUCCGGUACGGAGUUUCUGUCGUCUGUAGAAGCUUGCUGUGUAAACUUAAAAUUGUCACUCCAAUUCAAAUGUUUCGUUGUCUAAAGGCUGUACUGCAAAGACCAUCUACGUUUCCGAUCCUGCUAAGUGGAAACAACCCAUCAUGUUCUACCUUGCACGCAUUCCAAAAGGUGAAACGUGCUUUGCAUUGCAGACAUUGCUUGAUUAAGGAACCAAAGUUUAAAACUUACAUAUCUUCAGCUCAAUACAGCACAGCUGCUGGAAACGGUCCUUUGGAAGUAACUCGGGAAAACUCGAGAGAGAUUCUUGAAAAAUAUGACACACUACUUAUUGACUGUGAUGGAGUUCUUUGGAAAAUUGAUCAUGUGACACCGCUUCCUGGCAUUCAGGAAACAAUGAGCAGACUGAGGGAUACGAGAAAGCAGAUUUUAUUUGUGACGAAUAACAGUAUGCACGGGCGAGAAAUGUAUGUAGACAAAUUCAGAAAAUAUGGUUUUGAAGCGCGGGGUAGUGAGGUGUUCUGCGUGGCCUAUGCUGCCGCCAUAUAUCUGAAGACGGUGGCAAAGAUUAGUAAAGCCGUCUAUGUUUCGGGCAGCAGAGGGAUGCAGAGCGAAUUGGAACAAGCGGGCAUUGAUGCCUUUGGAUUUGGACCUGAUCGGGAUCAAACCACUGACGACGUUGAACAACUUCUGCAGAUGGAAUUUCGCGACGACGUUGAAGCAGUGUUGGUUGGUUUUGAUAUUCAUUUCAGCUACAACAAGAUCUACAAGGCUGCCAGUUACUUGACCAGUCCCGACUGUUUGUACCUCGCCACGAACAGUCUGGAGACCGGCCCUUUAAUAUCCAUCAACAGACGCCAGCCGGUGACGGGAACGAUGGUGGCUGCUAUUUCGGCGGCGUCCAAGAGGGAGCCACUUGUUAUAGGGAAGCCUUCCUGUCACAUGUUUGAGUGUAUACAGACGAUGUAUCCUACCAUUGAUAAAUCGAGAACACUAAUGAUAGGCGACAGUCUUCGUGCGGAUAUUCAGUUUGCCCAAAACAAUGGUAUUGAUUCCGCCUUGGUGUUAACAGGUGUUGCUGGUCUUCAGAUGGUCAAAGAUACUGGCAUUCUGCCGACAUACUACAUGCAGUCAAUUGCUGUUUUGUAGUAAAUAUAAUCAUACAUGGAAAUAAAUAUGAAUAUAGUUUUUAUAAAACAUUUCAAUUUAACGGAAA